Suillus subaureus is the source of this 1179-nucleotide messenger RNA. RefSeq lists its product as uncharacterized. The coding region runs from base 283 to 939 and encodes 218 amino acids. The transcript has 2 exons. The record is from RefSeq and is a predicted model, not a curated record. Lineage: Eukaryota; Fungi; Basidiomycota; Agaricomycetes; Boletales; Suillaceae.
ACGUGUUUCGUUCUCUGGACAUGUCGGGUCGCAAUCGCUACGAAAGGCCAAUUAUAGUGGCGGGACCCACGCCCGCCAGCGCACCCUUCAAAAGGCCGGAAACGCAAUGCGGCGUUUAUGUAGUACCCUUGUGCCCUCAAAAGCCAGGUUCACUAUAGACUUACUCCUCGAGGUUACAUAUCUUGCCCUGCAUCUUCCUUACUUUCUCUUUAUCAAUACAUAACCUUGCUCCUGGUAAAGGGCAGGCCUCACUUUCUCCCGAACAAUUUGACUUGUCUUACAAUGGACAAUACCCCCAACAUGCAGACACCUACAUCGUCGACUGCUCAAGUUCAUUUUUCCAGUGAUGUCCGCAACAUGGAUAACUGGGCUCGCCGUACAGGCAUUCCGUUGACCACAGCGGAAGCUUUAGGCACUACUUAUGCUCGUGCUCAUAAAUGGUUGAUGUCGCUCAGAGCCCAACUAAUUCAGCACCACGGGUGGCAGGACGCCGAAGCCGCCGCUGAUACUCGUAUGCUCUUCACCGUAGAAGCGCCUUCUCCAUGGCGCUCCCCCAAUGGGCUCCCUUUGAGCCCCAAGUUGCGACUACAACUCCCCACACACGCAUCUUCUUUUUUCUCUCCAGAGCGACGCGUUCAGUGGCAAAUGGUGUUCCACAGUGACAUCUUUGCCACUCAGCGACUUAUCGUCCAACCCAUCACCGACAUCCUGAAUCUCAUCCAAUGCCUACUCACUGGUGUUGUGACCCUUGUGUACGAGGAGCAACUACCUCAAGGCACCUAUACCACCACUCGGGGUCUCCCGUCGGUGCAGUGGAUAACCAAUAACCAGGCCGCCCUCCUUGAAGUCUUUGGGCAUGCCCAUUUCAAACAACUCUGGAAGGCUGCCAACGACAGAACGACAUCGUUCAAAGUUGACUUUGAACCUCGGCGCCGUUGAUCGUGGAGUGGCACAAAAGCCCUUACCCUGGGGGCCAAGGCUCGCGUGCAGCAAGCGCCGUAUUUUGUCGAGCGCGAUCUCCAUCUUUUCAUUUCCCUACUUGUGAUCCGCUUCGUUACCUGAUUUGUGAUUGUGCCCUUCGCCGCAUUGUUGCCAUAUACUGCUUUCCUUACGCGUCCUCGGCAUAAUUUUUUAUAUCUCCACAUAGACCACUCGCAUAUCGUUAAUUCGCUUUAUUCU